CAAUAGGAGUGGAGAAACGGCGGGGAGCGGCCAAUGGGAGCGGAGGGUCGGGGGCGCGGACUUCCUGGAGACGAGGCCGGGAGGGGGCCUGGCGACGGGGCCCGGGGCCCUGCGGAGCCGCCGGGAUGAACGUCGGCGUGGCGCACAGCGAGCUGAACCCCAACACGCGCGUGACGAGCAGCCGCGGCAGCUGGCUGGCCUACGGGAUGGCGGUGGGCGCGCUCCACAUCGUCCUGCUCAGCGUCCCCGUCCUCAGCGUCCCCGUGGUCUGGACGCUCACCAACGUCCUGCACAACCUGGUGAUGUACUUGCUGCUGCACACAGUGAAGGGGACCCCGUUCGAAACCCCCGACCAGGGCAAGGAUCGCCUCCUCACGCACUGGGAGCAGAUCGAUUACGGGAUGCAGUGCACCUCCUCGCGCAAGUUCCUCAGCAUCUCCCCGGUGGUGCUUUACCUCCUCACCAGCUUCUACACCAAGUACGACCCCGCACACUUCGUGAUCAACACGGCCUCCCUGCUCAGCGUCCUCCUGCCCAAGCUGCCCCAGUUCCACGGCGUGCGGCUCUUCGGCAUCAACAAGUACUGAGCCCCUCGCCCCCUGCGGCACGGCGUGGCGGAGCCGGGGCAGUGUCCGCGCCGCUGGACGGAGCGAGCUCUGCAGGGACAGGGGGAGGAUGCGGCAGGAGGGCCGGCUGCACCAACGCUCCUGCAUGCAGGGCUUCCCACGAGGGUUUUGGCAAGGUUCCUGCAUCUCCUAAGGGCUCCUCGCUGGGCCUUCAGCUCCUGCUGCUUUGCUGGAGAUGCGUGAGCUGGAUGGAGCAAGCCAGGCACGUCGCACGCGUGUGUUUCCCUCAGCCCCCCCCCCCCCCCCCCCCCCCCCGGCAGUGGGGAAGCACCCACGAGGGGAGAACUGUCGACCGGUGGGAAGGGCAACCACCCCGAGCCUCCUUCAUCGUCGUCUUUCGUACGAUUCCACCGUCAUAAAGGCCGGACAGAGCAGAGCGGUGUCCUCACAGCACGGCCCCCAGCCAGGAGAGCGCCCGCAGCCGCCCCAGAGAGCGCCUGGAAGCAGCCCGUCACGUCCCCAGCCCCGCAGACGAGGGGCACGCUUCUAAACCGUGCUUUAAUCUGAGAAAAGUGGGAAGAGAAGAACACUAGCGUUAAACCCCAGCUGCUCACGCCUGGGAGUACAGAGGUUGGCAGGACGCAGGCAGGGCUUUUUUACAUGACUUCAUGUAAAAAGGAAUACAAAUAAAAAAAACCACUCCUAGCCCUCA
Cygnus olor (mute swan) is the source of this 1278-nucleotide messenger RNA. RefSeq names its product ORMDL sphingolipid biosynthesis regulator 2 (gene ORMDL2). The transcript has 4 exons. Bases 126 to 587 code for a protein of 153 amino acids. Gene Ontology annotation, biological process: ceramide metabolic process; negative regulation of ceramide biosynthetic process; intracellular sphingolipid homeostasis. Gene Ontology annotation, cellular component: endoplasmic reticulum membrane. The record is from RefSeq and is a predicted model, not a curated record. Lineage: Eukaryota; Metazoa; Chordata; Aves; Anseriformes; Anatidae.